AUGGUGGCCUUCAAGUACUCCGUCCUCGCUGCCCUCGCUCUGCACGUCGUCUCGGUCUUUGCUCAGGACUCGCCCAUCAACGACAAUGCCGGCAGCCCCCCAAAGACCGAGCUGAAGGCAGAUGUCGUGGCCAACUUCCUCGAAGCCGACAUCUUCGGCGUCAAGCUAGUCAACGGGCGGCCGACCAAAGCAAUCGUCGACGUCACGAACAAUGAAGACCAACCCAUCCAGGUCGCCUUCAUUGGAGGCCAACUCUUCAACCCCAAGGUCCUCGAGUCCGAAGGCAGCCCGACGCAAGCCAUUGUUCGCAACCUGAGCACCGUCCGAUACGAAGCUACCAUCCCCGCUGGCGAGAAGCAGUCUCUGCCCUACUCGUUCGUCCUCGACAUGCAGCCCCAGGACGUCCGCCUGCAGAUGGUUGCCGUCAUCUCGAACUCGGAAGACAAGAUCUACCAGGUUGGAGUCUAUGACCAGAUCGCCAAUAUCGUCGAGGCGCCCACGAGCUUCUUCGACCCUCAGAUCAUCUUCCUGUAUAUGUUCCUGUCCGCCGCCUUCGCCGGUACCUGCUACUUCGUCUACAAGACCUACAUCGAGGCCUUCUUCCCCCAGACCAAGCGAGCCAAGGGCCCCAAGAAGGUCAAGACCAUCGAGAAGGAGCCUACAUCAGGAGGAGAGGGCGCCGCUACCGGAGCUGACAACAAGGGCUACGAUGAGAGCUGGAUCCCCUCUGACCACCUUAACCGCCCGGCUGCCCGACGCGUAAAGAGUGGUGUCGCUAAGUCCAAGACGAAGGUUGCUGAGUAG
This is a messenger RNA of Anthostomella pinea, 804 nucleotides long. NCBI's taxonomy places the organism in Eukaryota, Fungi, Ascomycota, Sordariomycetes, Xylariales, Xylariaceae. The record is from the annotation of a GenBank genome assembly.